Adineta steineri is the source of this 1116-nucleotide messenger RNA. The record is from the annotation of a GenBank genome assembly. Lineage: Eukaryota; Metazoa; Rotifera; Eurotatoria; Adinetida; Adinetidae.
AUGUCAACGGUAAUUUCGAAUAGUAAAGUCGUUCAAGUGUGUAAUAUAUCAACAUCAUGUCAAAGAGAUCAAUUAAAAGCAUUAUUCAAUUUCUUCGGAAGAAUUGAUGAAGUUCAAUUAUAUCCGGAUAGUGAAACUUUAGCACAGACAAUCAAUGGCAAGGUUGGUUAUAUUAAAUUCGAUCGUAAUGAUAGUGUUCAUGGCGCAUUAAAUAUGACAAAUACAAUAUUUAUUGAUAAACCAUUAAUUGUUUCUCAAGUAUUUGAAAAUACUAUACCUGAUGAAACUGAUUCAAUGAUGUAUUGUGCACCAUUAAAUCCAAAUGUAACAUUAAUCAGUGGUGGUCCAACGUGGCCGAGUACUGUAAUUAAUCGACUUGUUGGUCAACCACCAAAUGCGUAUUAUGAAACAAUUGAUCCAGAAUUAACUGAUCGAAAUUUACCUUCAUAUCCACCAUUAUCAGGAACACUUGAUAUACCAAAAGUUGAAGAAAUUCGACGAACUGUUUAUUUAUCGAAUUUAGAUAAAGAUAUUGAUUUAGAUGUAUUACAUGAAUUUCUUUUACAAAUUGGUGAAAUUCGUUAUAUUCGUUCAGCUUAUACUGAUGAAAAUGCUGAAGUACGUGGUACUUAUGUUGAAUUUAGUGAACAACCAUCAAUACCUAAAGUACUUUCAAUAAAUGGUUUUCAAUUUUUUGGUCGACCUUUAUUUGUUAAUCAUGCAACUUCAUGUGUUAUUAAGCCAGCAACUGUUCGAGGAUUACGAAGUGAUGAAGAAGAGAUGAAAAUGAGUCCAUCACGAUCUCGAAGUGCAUCACGUCGUCGAGGUUCAGCAACAGGUGAAGAAAGUGAUCAUGAUCGUAAGUCAACAUCAAGAUCAAAAUCUCGUAAAAAAUCUACAAAAUCAACACGAUCACCUAAACGUCGUUCAAGAUCAAAGAAACGUAGUCGAUCACGAUCAUCACGUGAUCGAAAACGACGUUCACGUUCACGAUCAUAUGAUCGUCAUCGACGAAAGAAAGAUUCACGUAAACGUUCGCGUUCACGUUCUCGUUCACGUUCCAAAGGACGUCAUCAUCGAAGUGAAAGUCGUAAAGAUAAAAAAUCUCGACGAUAG